AUAUUUCUUGGAUAACUGUAUUGUCACAUUAUUUUAUAAUUUAAUUUGCAGACCUAUAUGUAAAUAUUAGUGGGUUAUUAUACUAUCAAGAGCAUAAAAAUGCUUCUAAGAUGUGAAGUUAUUGUGGUGAACAAAUGCGUUUUUACAACUGAGUCACGUAAAUGUUAUGCUACAUUUUGUCUUCUAAAGAAGAAGGAUAAGUGUGGAGAAGAUGUUGUUUCUUUUGUUGUACACACUAGCAAGAACAAAAGUGGAGAUAAGUACCAGAUUAAAGGCAACAUAUUGCAAGCUCAUAGCAAGUUUAUAGAGGAAGGAAAGUGCACAUUAAGUAUGAAGGAUCCCCCACAUGACCUGAUAAUUUCCAAGGCAAACCCGUCCAGUUUAAAGAAAUUUCUGCACGUGCUUAAGUUAGCAUAUAAAGGAGAAGACACUUCAUCUGAAGAUAAAUUAAAUACAUUAGUGCACCCUAACAGCUGUGAUCUUGGCAAGCCGAAAACAUAUAUGAAAAUAUUAACAAAAGAAAAUUACCCAAUACGAAAAUCGUUUCCUCCAAGCUUAGAGUCUUUAUUAGUACUUCAUUGUUCACUGAAAAAAUUUGAUAGACGCAUUUUGAAACUGUUUAAUCUAAAAGUGUUGGAUUUAAGUUACAAUAACCUAACCAACUUGUGUCCAAACAUGGAUAGCCUGAUCCAUCUCUGGUCGGUUAAUUUGUCGAACAAUUCUUUCCAAACAGUUCCUUCGUGUUUAAUGGGUGCUGAAGUAUCGAAGCGCAUAACAUUACUCGACUUAUCAUACAACCAAAUAAAAUAUCUUCCCAAUCGAUUACGAUAUAUGAAGGAGCUAAUUACUCUGAUGUUGAGCAGAAAUGAGAUAGAAUAUUUACCUGCGAAUUUUGGUCGGUUACAAAAGUUAAAAUACUUAUAUCUGGAGCAUAACAAGAUAAAUGUACUACCGUGGAGCUUUCGAGUACUUCAGCUAAACCAGUUAAAUUUAAUGGGAAAUUUGUUUGAUAAGAAGAAGUGCGAGCUAAAAAGCAGCAUCCUCGAUAGUGUUCCAUCCUUAUUUGAGCUGUCAGCACGAUGCAUUGCCACGAAUAAAAUUAGGAUUCCAGAAGACUAUCUACCACAUUUUGUUCUUGAAAGAAUCGAGAAUGUGAAGUUUUGUCCAUGUGGUACUCCGUGUUUUGCUUAUUUUAUACCAUAUGUGCAACCAUUUAAUCUGUUGGAAGUUUCCUCUGUUGUCUCUUACGACCACUUCAGUGCAGGGCGCACUAUGGCUAAAAUAGUUGGCUAUUUUUGCUCCAAAGUUUGCUAUGAAAAAUGGCUUGCUAAUCCGAAUACGCUUUUUACAUCAAAGAAAGGGACGUUUAAAAAUUGAAGGAAGCAACUUAUAGAGGGUUAGAACUUUUAAGAAAAAGCUUUACCGAUGAAGAUGUACACCCACUUUCGUGUUAUUCUAGGUGUGUGAGUAACGACAUUACGAAACAAGGACAGGACCAUCUACGACGGAGAAAAUAUAAUUGUUUUUUAAUGCGUAUGUGCAGAUCAGGGUAAAUCCCCCCCAAGAAUUUCCAUUCUCACUUCGACUCGAUAGAAACCAUUUUAAGGUUGUAAGUAUAAAUGUGAUAUGGAAAUAUUACUAAAAAAAGCAACCAGAA
Hydractinia symbiolongicarpus is the source of this 1657-nucleotide messenger RNA. RefSeq names its product leucine-rich repeat protein 1-like. Gene Ontology annotation, molecular function: protein binding. The record is from RefSeq and is a predicted model, not a curated record. The transcript is spliced from 4 exons. The coding region runs from base 100 to 1377 and encodes 425 amino acids. NCBI's taxonomy places the organism in Eukaryota, Metazoa, Cnidaria, Hydrozoa, Anthoathecata, Hydractiniidae.